This is a messenger RNA of Amoebophrya sp. A120, 2225 nucleotides long. Lineage: Eukaryota; Dinophyceae; Syndiniales; Amoebophryaceae. The record is from the annotation of a GenBank genome assembly.
GUGAUUCAAGAGCGUGCAACAGCUGUAGAAUCUGACUAAGAGAGCAUACGAAGAGGAGAGGUGUCGAGGGAAGACCGAUACUGAGAGGAAUCCUGAGAAAGUACCACCUCGAUCAGAGACACUCACGUAGCGAUCGGAUAUCGAUUACAGCUGACGAAGUACUAGAUCGCGCCGCAUUUCAAGCACUGUGAGGACAUGAAAUAAACAGCAACCCGAUUGUUCCUUUGAAUGCUCGUUAUAUUAUUUCCCACCGUGGUAACAUUUCGCAUGACCUUUUUCGUCCACUCAGAAACUACCACACGCAAAACAAUCAGCCGUUGAACUAAGUCGUUGUUGUACGUAAGGAAUUUUUCAGGGCCUGUUAUCUGUGAGAUCAUGACAAGAAAAUCGAAAUCAAGUAGAACUACUUACUCGAGGACGUAUCAACCGCAUCCCUAGGUGCAGGUAGUGCGCUGCAGGACCGCUCUUCGGAGUUGUUCUUGAACCUCAACCAUGGUGGCCGAAGACGACCACACGGACGGGCCGGUGGCCAUCUCGUUGGCGCAGCUGUACCAGGAGAUAGAUGAUGAGGAGAAACUCCUGCCCUUUGACAAGUCUCUUUUCCAGAAAAUUGGGCGCUACCAGGUGAUGUUUUCUCUCGGCCCGCACCUUGGACAGACCAAAGUGGUCCAAAUCGUAUCGAAAUUCCGGAUGCAGGUGGAAAACGUGAUGAAGGCACACCUGCUCGUGAGCGGGUCUGCGGAAACCGGCGUCAACAAGGCACAGUUUGACCCGCUGCUGGUGCGGCAGUGGUGCGGCGUGCGCGUGAACAAAGCGGGGGAGACGAAGAUCGGCGGCAUGGGCGGUGUGGACUUUUCCUGGACCGAAGAGCAGCGAGAAUACAUGUACGCGGUCUGGGAUUUGUUUCAGAACCUCGUCGAGGAGGAAGCGGAAGUAAAAGUGAACGCAAAACCAUUGGGUGGCGGAGGUGAGUUUGUGAUUCAUUGUUGUACGUUAAUAUAGUGUGUUUUUGGUCGCUCAAUGACAACAAGAUCAAAGAUCUCGAUACUGAGGAGAUUUUUACCGAGUAGACACAAGGUAAAGAAUUACGUUUUUUUUUGUCGCGCUCGAGCUCGAGGUGUCUUUUUAUGCUGGAAAUUUAUCACACAAGAAGUACAAAUCUAUGAGAAAACUUAACCCAGGUUCCGGCAAGAUGGCGAACUUCCGGCGAGUGCUACAGAGCUCCCUGGCGGAAGACGACACGCUGGCGUGUGCGGUCGUCGAGAACGAGGAAAGCUGGUCCGACAGGUUGGAGCGGAAGAUGGAGGGUCUGCGGGAAACGCACUUUGGGACGUCGAACGGCGGCCACCAGGAAAACAAGCUGCUGAUCGAUAUCGAGGCGAAGUUGAAGCGACGGCAGGAAUUCAUUGACGACACCAUGAAAAUAGUGACGUCAGAGGAGAACAUGAGCAAGGAUGCCAAGGACAAGACGAAGGUGAACACGCCGCAUCUGCGGGACUUGUUGCUGCUCUCGGACCACAUGCACAUUCUCCUCCCGGACCUGGCACGCCGCAUUGCGGAAGAGAUGCGGCCGCAGGGCGUUGGGUUGAUUCCGCGCGUGGCGCCGCACGUGAGUCAGCAGUACCGUGGGGAGCAGAAGGACUUUUUUCUGCUGGAAAACAUGCGCCGCAUUCGAUUCGAGAAGAGCAGCCUGUUUGCCGAAAUGCUGGACAAACAGCUCAACCCCGAGGAGACAAACGAGUCGGGGUUGAUGAUCGCGAAGUGUGGUGCCGGCUGUGCGUGCUGCUGAGACUGCAGCUCCCGCUCGAAUUUGAAAUAAAAUCACGACAUCGUCCUGCGCACUGGUGUCUUCUUCUACGACCGCAUAGACGUCGAGUAGCAGUUUCUUCCCGGGACGAGGUGCUUACAUAUAGCGACAAUUACUUUUUUCAUCCCAAUGAAAUCUUGAUGUACCCGUGCUCGCGCUCGAUCGCUCGGAGGACAAAAGUCAGGCAAUGUUUAACUGUUGACUCCAAUGAUUUGAAUCCCAAUCUGAAUUCAAACUUGCAAAGAGCCCCAAAACGCAGAGUAAUGAUUGAAAGAUUUGUCCACGACUCAAAACCACCCACCUCCUUUCGCCCUCAGGAGAGCCUCCUGCUAUUUACACUCGCUUGAAAAUCAAAUGCUGUCAGCACGAGUGGCCUCUGUACGGACGCAAAGAAGAAAAAUCACAGCUUGCUACUUUG